This is a messenger RNA of Topomyia yanbarensis, 2078 nucleotides long. RefSeq names its product esterase B1-like. The record is from RefSeq and is a predicted model, not a curated record. The coding region runs from base 304 to 1929 and encodes 541 amino acids. The transcript is spliced from 7 exons. NCBI's taxonomy places the organism in Eukaryota, Metazoa, Arthropoda, Insecta, Diptera, Culicidae.
UUGACGAAAUGAGUAGCAAAUUCGAAUAAAAAAACCUCGCUUUUUUGCACAAGAUCUGCUUUCGCACAUGCAAAAAUGAUUUUCAUUUUGCACAAUAAUCGCAAACAUUAUCUUUCGACAGUUGGGAACCUCGCCGGUAUCAGUACUGAGCCUAUCCAUCAUCUUCCAUAGCAGAAAAGCCAAGGUGGUGUUUGCUAUCUGAUAUGAAGAUUCAGUUAUUGGAAAAAAUAUUUUUGGCUAUUCAUCCGUGAGAUCGUUCACUAGGCAGGUGUUUUGGUCAUUCAAUCAGGGAAGUAUAAGAAAAUGGAUAUUCAAAAUCCAAUAGUUUCUACAAAGUACGGUCCAGUCAGGGGCAUUAGGAAGACGGCUGCUACUGGCGUGGACUACUAUAGUUUCCAGCGCAUUCCUUAUGUGAAAACCCCGAUCGGAGAGUUGAGAUUCAAGGAUUCUCAACCACCAACGCCAUGGAUGGAGCCGUUGGACUGUACGGUUCAAGGACCGGGUUGCUAUCAGUACAGCAAAUUACUGAAUAAAAUUAUCGGUAGUGAAGAUAGCUUACAUAUGAAUGUAUUCACCAAAAAUCUGGAAAAGGGUAGCAAACUUUUACCGGUACUUUUGUAUAUCCACGGAGGGGCAUUCAUGCGUGGUUCUAGUGGUGUUGAAAUGUACGGUCCAGACUAUCUAAUCCAGAAGGACGUUGUAUAUGUUAGUUUCAAUUACCGAAUAGGUGCACUUGGAUUCAUUUCAUUCAGCUCUCCAGAACUGGAACUGCCAGGCAACGCUGGGUUAAAAGAUCAGAAUUUAGCCCUCCGUUGGGUGGUUGAGAAUAUUUCCAAUUUUGGGGGUGAUCCGAAGAACAUCACACUGUUCGGUGAAAGUGCUGGAGGAUGUUCCGUGCACUAUCACAUGGUUUCCGAGCAAUCGAAGGGACUUUUUCAACGUGCCAUUGUUAUGUCGGGAUGUGUUUUGAACAACUGGUCUGUGGUGCCGCAGAGGCAGUUCAGUGAACGACUUGCUAAAGCACUUGGAUGGAAUGGCCAGGGUGGCGAGAAGGCUGCACUGGAUGUUCUUAUGCAGGCUGAUCCAGUGGAAAUUGUUAGAGAGCAAGAGAUUCUUUUAACGGAAAACGAACUUGAAAACCGCAUACUUUUUGCUUUUGGGCCGGUCAUCGAACCGUACGCUAAGGCAAAUUGUUUUAUUCCAAAUGAUCCGUUGAAAAUGUCCAGAAACGCUUGGAGCAAUGACAUCGACAUCAUUAUCGGGGGAAACUCUGAAGAAGGACUUUUCUGUUUAAGCGGGAUCAAGGAAAACCCAUCUAUAAUGAGUAACUUGAAAAAUUUCGAAUAUCUGGUACCGCUGGAUUUGGAUCUAGUGAGGACAUCUCAGCAAUGCAAGGAACUUGGAAUGCGGUUGAAAAAGUUCUACUACGGAGAUAGCGAGCCAUCGUUAGAAAAUCGGGACGGUUACCUUACGUUAAUGACGGAUAAGCUUUUCUGGCAUGGAGUACACCGUACGAUUUGCUCCAGGAUGAAUUUGCAGAAGAAUGCCAACACCUACGUUUAUCGUUUCUCGGUGGAUUCAGAUACCUACAAUCACUAUCGGAUCAACUUUUGCGACAAGAAUGUUCGUGGAACGGCCCACGCUGACGAUCUAUCCUACAUCUUCAAGAAUGCUUUCGGCGAUGCUCCACCAAAGGAUUCAUUCGAGUAUCGUGUUAUGAUGAAUAUGGUUGAUUUGAUUUUCACAUUUGCCUCGAACAAUGGAAACCCUAAUGGAGUGGCUACCAAUGAAUGGGAACCGGUUGGUAGCCAAGUGGGCCCGUACAAGUGUCUCAAUAUAGCGAACGAUGGACUGAAGUUUAUUGAUUUUCCGGAAAUGAAAAGAAUGGAAUUGUGGGAUUCGUUGUAUACCAAGGAUCAACUUUAUUGAAUGCGUUUACCAAACACCAUAAAUAGUAAAUAGUUGGAAGAAUUACACGCCUAGUGAAGUUUGAAGUGGCUUUGUUUGGUUCCCGUUAGCAGGCAGAUUUGUUCUGGUGUCGAUGGAGUAACUGAAAUAUAAAAGAGAAGAGAAAAUUA